Molecule: messenger RNA, 1679 nt
Organism: Cucurbita pepo subsp. pepo (vegetable marrow)
Lineage: Eukaryota; Viridiplantae; Streptophyta; Magnoliopsida; Cucurbitales; Cucurbitaceae
Source: RefSeq, a predicted model, not a curated record
AUGGUGAUAGUUACGAAAUCAAUCUGUGCAUCAAUAGGCGUUGUUCUGAAGAAAGCAAGGAUGACAAAAAAGAGUAAAAGGAAUGUGAAUGUGGACGAUGACGUUGUUCGACUUCCGGCUGGUAGUUUUUCCAAACUCUUGGCUGGUUAUGAUUACGAAGCCAAGGCCAACGAUCCUAUUUUGUUGCAUCCAGCGACAGAGGCUAAGACAUGUGCGGAGUCAUUCAAGGAGGGGUGUCCGAUUAAUCAAAUAAGUGACCUGGUCCAAGAUCAAAAUGGGUUUGCUCAUGGUUCACUGCCUACUGUAACUGGGAAGCUUAGUGAUGUUAGACCACUUUUGCGAGAUAACGUUGAGAACAACCAGAGAGAUGCACAGCAGAAAAGAGAGAAUAAAUUGCAAAAAGGUUAUCAUAUUCCUAUUCAUAAUGACCCUAUCUUCCCACCAACCUCCUUGCAGCUUGAAGUUGUCACUGGCACUGCAAUCAAUUGCAGACAGGACCCAGACAACCAAUUGAAAAAGGAGCAGGACGAUCGUGGUCAGGAAUUUGAUAUGCGUCAAGGACUCAAUGUUGAUCGAGUUCAAUCCUCUUUAUUGAGUGAGAAACCAUGCACUGAAAGACCCAUUUCACUCAACAUAACGACGUAUGCAUUUUCAGUUGGUGUCUCAACUUCUUCACUUUUGUCUGUGGAUAGAAGCAUGGACUCCUGUCAUAGUUCAAUGCAGUCAACGAUCGACAUGGCCCCUUCUCAUGGUUCAGAAUCCAUAAAAGUGGCAAGGAAUUCAAGCUCAAUCCAAGAGCCAAACUCUUCUCUCCAUACGUUGCAAAUAACAUGUCAGCAACCCCUGCAGCUCCAGUGGCUUACAUUUCAAACAACACGCCAGUACUACAUGUGCCUGUUGCACAACCAGAGGUGGUGUUCAGUCCUUUUGUACCUCGUUCACCUGUGCCUGCCGCCAAGUUUGUCCCAUAUGACAACUCAAUAUCUGGGUUUGGUGGCAACGUUGCUCAAUUUUCCCAACCUGUACCUAUUGUUUGGGCAGGUUUCUCUUGAUCGGUUUGAAGUUCUUUGGUUUUUUCUGAGGACUUGGCUCAAGGUACGACAAUCAUCUCACCGAUACCACCUUGCCCUUUGUUGACAGCACAGCCUGUUCAAUAUCGGAAAAGGAACUGCAGCAACACAAGCAUUGCAGCUUUGUGUUCCUCAGCCAUUCAUGGCCAGUGGACACCAACCGCUUGCCGCAGCGCCAAACGUCAUUCCAGCUUUGCAGCCAUCCUUCCCAAUCAACCACCCAAUUGAACUGCCAGAAGCUAAUUCAUUCUUCAACGCCAAGUUCUAAUGAAUUUGCUUCUUUUGUUAAUUCUCCAUGUAGUCAACCCCAAGGUUAUAGCAAAAUUUUGAUCCUCUUAAAAGUUAUUUUCCCAAUUUGUAUUAAUUAUUAGCAUUUUUCUUUUCAUUGGAUUGUUUCCAUUCAAAUCAAGACAUUUUACCUUUGAUUGGUGGAUGGGGCCUGUUAAACUAUGUGUAGGUUGAAUUAAAAUUUGUUUAGGAUAAGCAUUAUUUCUAGGGAGGGAAUGAUUCAUUGUCAUUCAUGAGUUGAUAAAUGUGAUCCCUUGCUACUAUACUGUUCACUGACCAUGUUACUUGCAUUAUGAAUGGUAUAUUAAAUUCAAGCCUGUA